AGCUAUCGCAGUUCGCUGCUGUGCUGCUGCCAAUUGCAGACGCGAAGUUUCUUUAUUACGUUCUACCCUGCCGUGCUGCUUACGAGCAAGAUGUUGGAUGAAAAUAACCAUCUUAUUCAGUGUAUAAUGGACUAUCAGAAUAAAGGAAAGACUUCAGAGUGUUCUCAGUAUCAGCAGAUGUUGCAUACAAACCUGGUGUACCUUGCUACAAUAGCAGACUCUAAUCAAAAUAUGCAGUCUCUCUUACCGGCUCCACCCACACAGAAUAUGCCUAUGGGUCCUGGAGUGAUGAAUCAGAGUGGCGUUCCCCCCGCUCCACGUGCGCACAACAUGCCUUCAGAUGGAAUGGUAGGUGGGGGUCCGCCUGCACCACACAUGCAGAACCAGAUGAAUGGCCAGAUGCCUGGACCUAACCAUAUGCCUAUGCAAGGACCUGGACCCACUCAACUCAAUAUGACGAACAGUUCCAUGAACAUGACUUCGAGUAGCCAUGGGUCCAUGGGCGGUUACAACCAUUCCGUGCCAUCCUCACAGAGCUUGCCGGUGCAGAACCAGAUGACAAUGAGUCAGGGGCAGCCAAUGGGAAACUAUGGCCCCAGGCCAAACAUGAAUAUGCAGCCGAACCAAGGUCCAAUGAUGCAUCAGCAGCCUCCUGCCCAACAGUACAAUAUGCCACAGGGAGGCGGGCAGCACUAUCAAGGACAGCAACCACCGAUGGGAAUGAUGGGCCAGGUUAACCAAGGCAAUCACAUGAUGGGUCAGAGACAGAUCCCUCCCUAUAGGCCACCUCAACAGGGCCCACCGCAGCAGUACUCAGGCCAGGAAGACUAUUACGGGGACCAGUACAGUCAUGGUGGACAAGGUCCUCCAGAAGGCAUGAACCAGCAAUAUUACCCUGAUGGUCAUAAUGAUUACGGUUAUCAGCAACCGUCGUAUCCUGAACAAGGCUACGAUAGGCCUUAUGAGGAUUCCUCACAACAUUACUACGAAGGAGGAAACUCACAGUAUGGCCAACAGCAAGAUGCUUACCAAGGGCCACCUCCACAGCAAGGGUAUCCCCCCCAGCAGCAGCAGUACCCGGGGCAGCAGGGCUAUCCAGGGCAGCAGCAGGGCUACGGUCCUUCACAGGGUGGUCCAGGUCCUCAGUACCCUAACUAUCCACAGGGACAAGGUCAGCAGUAUGGGGGUUACAGACCAACACAGCCUGGACCACCCCAGCCCCCCCAGCAGAGGCCUUACGGGUAUGACCAGGGACAGUAUGGAAAUUACCAACAGUGAGAGUACUCACAUUCCAGUAGCCAGUACUUCCUAGCAGCCAUAUUGUCACCUCAGCACUGUGGCCGCCUCCCUGUGAAGAGAUCCUUCCAUUCCGUCUAGUUUUUUGGAAAAAUCUUGUGGAUAAGUGGCUGUUUCAUCUUCAAGUAGCCUUUGUGGUUUAGUUGUAAAGGCUUUAGUAGCUCAAAAAAUACUCUUGAUUUCACAUUUCUACUCUAGAUGGCAACAUUGGACAGAAAAUGCAAUGACAUAACUAAUUUGCAGUGAUUUUGGAACUGUGUUUCAAAUGGACUGUUACCGACUGGAAGGUGUGAACAGCUUUGUAUGUUUAUGGAGGUUAAGGGAAUUUAAUACUUUUCCACAUAUUCUUUUGUAAGGGGAUGAGGGAAAUGUACACUUUUUACAGCAGCAAUAUUUUGUAUAUUAUGUUUAUUUCAUGUGUUGAAUAUGCAAGGCGGUACACUACGCACUGGACAGAAUGGGAAAUCCUCUAUUAAUGUGGACUGAAGUGUAGUAGAUGGCCUGAUUGUUUUGGUCUCAAAAUGGUGUACAAUGAAGCUAAAGGUGAGGGAGAAGACAAAAACACACCAUAUGUCCACUGUCAUGUUCUUAUAGAGGAAACUUAAAUCCCUUUUAUCUGUCAGGUGAUGAAGGGCACUGUGAUACUGUUUUGAGUAAAAAUACAUUUUUUUAAAAGCCUUCCAGUUUUGUGGAUUAAAACCUUUUUAUAAAGAUCAUUUAUAAUACUGUUUUAAAAUGUUAAAAUGUAAGGCAAUAAGAAUUACUUUAUGUUGGAUCUGAAGAAUCUUUAGCACGUUUCAUGUAAAAAGAGUUGGAACUUUCCUUUCUAAGAUAGCAAUAACUGAAAACAAAAGUGUUCAUUUUAUCUUGUUUUAAUA
Messenger RNA from Fukomys damarensis (Damara mole-rat), 2174 nucleotides. It is a transcript of the gene Ss18, whose product is annotated as SS18 subunit of BAF chromatin remodeling complex. Gene Ontology annotation, cellular component: nucleus. Bases 91 to 1278 code for a protein of 395 amino acids. Lineage: Eukaryota; Metazoa; Chordata; Mammalia; Rodentia; Bathyergidae. Gene Ontology annotation, biological process: positive regulation of transcription by RNA polymerase II. The record is from RefSeq and is a predicted model, not a curated record. Gene Ontology annotation, molecular function: transcription coactivator activity. The transcript has 11 exons.